Molecule: messenger RNA, 270 nt
Organism: Aspergillus affinis
Lineage: Eukaryota; Fungi; Ascomycota; Eurotiomycetes; Eurotiales; Aspergillaceae
Product: putative reverse transcriptase
Exons: 1
Source: RefSeq, a predicted model, not a curated record
AUGACCAAGGUUUCUUUAUUUGACACUCACAGGGCUAAGGCCCUUGUCAAGGCGAACGGGUCUUUGGAAGCCAUCCGCAGCAUCUCAGGCUCGACCUGGGGGACCUCCCUGCUGAGCAUGCGCCGCAUCUACCUGGCAGUGGUCGUCCCCCAGCUACUCUACGGGGCGGCUGCCUGGUAUAGCCCUACGAGCUGGACGGUCAGUUCCAAGAAGCUCCAGAAGACAGUCAAUGAAUUCCAGAGGAUUCAAACCCGCGCAGCUGUUCUUAUC